ACCCCCCAGCACCCCUCCGCCCCGCGCCGGGCCGCCACUGCCUCCCCAACAGGCAGCCUCAUCCCGCCCCCCUGGAUGCUCUCUCCCGCCUCCCGCCGCUAGCCGCCACGUCCGUUAACGCGCGUCCCCGCCACCCGCUCUCUCCCGCGCGGUUGCGCAGAGACGGCGCCCCCCCUUCGGCCUCGGUUUCUACGGGGUCGGUGGCCGCGCUGCGGGGGCGAAGGCGGCCCGGUCCAAGCUGAGGCGGUUCGUGGGAUCUAUGGCGGCGGCGGCGCCGGCGCCGGCGCCGCUGCUGCGGUGCCGCGGCUCGGCGCCGCCGUGGCUCUCGUCGUCGUCGUCGCCCUUCUUCCUCCGCCGCCGCCCCCGCCGCUCCUCCCCGCCGCCGGCGCUGUCCGGAUGCAGGAGGCAAGACUAUUCUCAUAGCUCAGAUAUGGGAGUUCGAGAAAGCAGUGCUUUCAAGCUUGGAUUCUAUGCCAACUUAAACGUGCCAAAUAUUGCACAAGAGUGGCUUGUCGAGAGCAGGAGGCUGUUUUAUCUCAGAACCAUCAACAGUGUCACAAAUAACAUCUAUAAGGGUACCACUCCUCGACGGGCUGGAAACCUACAAAGUGAACUCUCAGAAGAUUGCAGGGGUUUAAACUACCCUUCCUUACACAAUAUAAGAGAACAUGUAUCACCCAAGUCAAUUGUAAAUAGACAUGAAAACACUGAACUGGUCAGGCAUAGUAUGAUAAAUCAGUCUGUGCAAUCAGUGUUCCCAGUAAGUAUUGUUAAUAAUAGUGUCAAACAAAGCAUGCCUAGAGGCCCAAAUGUGGGGAUUCCUUUGCAUGACAUCUCUAAUACAGAGGUUAUUUUGGAGCUGGAUGAUAAGGUUCACGAUGGCAAAGACAAGGUCAAGAAACUUGUAGUUAAAAAAAGGGUUUCAUCUUUGCCAACUAAAGCAUCCUUCUCCAAGGAAUCUAUGGAAGCACGGAAGGAAGUUGCUGCCAUCUAUGACAAAGUUUUGGUAGUUGACAGUAUGGAGUCAGCUAGGACCAUUGUUCAACUGCUUACUACAAAGUAUAAGAACUUUAUUCAUGCAUGUGACACGGAGGAAGCAAAUAUUGACGUCAAAGAUGAGACACCAGUUGGUCAUGGACAAGUAACAUGCUUUAGCAUUUGCUCAGCAAAUUCUAAUGCACAGGUCGCUGAUUUUGGAAACGGAAAAACUUGCAUUUGGGUUGAUGUUUUGGAUGGUGGGAGGGAUGUCCUGAUGGAGUUUGCUCCUUUCUUUGAAGAUCCAUCCAUCAAGAAGGUUUGGCAUAACUAUAGCUUUGAUAGCCAUGUCAUUGAGAACCAUGGAAUUAAAGUUGCUGGGUUUCAUGCUGAUACAAUGCAUCUUGCACGCCUUUGGGAUUCAUCAAGGAGAACUGAUGGUGGAUAUUCUCUUGAAGGACUUACAAAUGACUGUAGAGUCAUGGAUGCUGCUCCAAAGGAUUUACCUAAUGCUGGAAAGACAUCAAUGAAAACCAUCUUUGGCAAGAAAAAUGUUAAAAAGGAUGGAUCUGAAGGGAAAGUCAUAUCUGUUGACCCAGUCGAAAAGUUACAAAGGGAAGACAGGGAGUUGUGGAUUUGCUAUUCUUCACUUGAUUCAAUGAGCACCUUGAGGCUUUAUGAGAGCUUCAAAAGAAAGCUUGAAACAAAGGAAUGGAUCUUUGAUGGUUGCCCCAGGGGCACAAUGUAUGAUUUCUAUGAAGAGUAUUGGCGUCCCUUCGGUGCCCUUCUUGUGAAGAUGGAAACAGAGGGAAUGCUUGUUGAUCGUGGUUACCUUUCAGAGAUAGAAAAGGCUGCUAUUGCUGAACGAGAAGUAGCUGCAAAUAAGUUUCGGAAAUGGGCAUCUAAAUACUGUCCUGAUGCCAAGUACAUGAAUGUGAAUAGCGAUACUCAAAUUCGCCAACUUCUCUUUGGUGGCAUUGAAAAUAGACAUAAAUCCGGUGCAACUUGGCAUCACAGCAAAACUUUUAAAGUGCCAAAUGAAGAAAGUGUAGAUACAGAGGGAAAGAAGACUUCAAAGUAUCGUACAAUCAAACUUUGCAGUAUCGUUGAAGAUCUGAAAAUUGAUAUGUUCACCCCUAGUGGCUGGCCAUCAGUCAGCGCGGAUGCAUUGAGAAGUUUGGCUGGUAAAAUACCCACGGAACAUAUUUACACAAUAGAUGGUAUUGAAGGGGGUGAAGAAGAUACUAGUGGUUCAGAACAUUCUGAGCAGGAAGUAGAUGAAAGUUCGUCAUAUGGAACAGCAUAUGAAGCGUUUGGAGGAGGAAAGAAGGGAAAAGAAGCAUGCAAUGCAAUUGCAGCUUUAUGUGAAAUAUGUUCUAUCGAUUCAUUGAUAUCCAAUUUCAUUCUUCCCUUGCAGGGAGAUCAUAUAUCUUGUGCAGAGGGGCGCAUUCACUGUUCAUUAAAUAUCAAUACUGAGACAGGACGCUUGUCAGCACGAACGCCAAAUCUACAGAAUCAACCUGCACUUGAAAAGGAUAGGUAUAAGAUUCGCCAAGCCUUCGUUGCAGCUCCAGGAAAUUCUCUCAUUGUUGCUGAUUAUGGUCAGCUGGAGCUGAGGAUCUUAGCCCACCUUGCUAAUUGUAAAAGCAUGCUGGAUGCUUUCAAGGCUGGUGGUGACUUCCACUCUAGGACUGCCAUGAAUAUGUACCAGCAUAUCCGUGAUGCUGUUGAUGAAAAUAAAGUUCUUCUUGAGUGGCACCCUCAACCUGGUCAAGAGAAACCUCCAGUGCCUCUAUUGAAGGAUGCUUUUGGUGCUGAGAGGAGGAAAGCUAAAAUGCUUAAUUUCUCAAUUGCAUAUGGAAAGACAGCUGUUGGGCUAUCUCGAGAUUGGAAGGUUUCUGUUAAGGAGGCAAGGGAUACACUCAAGCUAUGGUAUGGAGAUAGAAAAGAAGUGUUAGCUUGGCAAAAGAGGCAAAAGAAGCUUGCACACGAGAAAUGCGAAGUUUACACUUUGCUUGGGCGAUCACGUCGUUUUCCUAACUUGACUCAAUUUGGUCCUGGUCAACGAGGUCAUAUUGAGCGUGCUGCUAUAAAUGCACCAGUGCAGGGAAGUGCAGCAGAUGUUGCUAUGUGUGCCAUGCUUGAGAUCGAAAGGAAUACCCGUCUUAAGGAGCUUGGUUGGAGGCUCCUAUUGCAGGUGCAUGACGAAGUGAUACUGGAAGGGCCUUCAGAUUCUGCUGAGACGGCCAAGGCCAUAGUGGUGGAGUGUAUGUCCAAACCUUUCUACGGAAUCAACAUCCUGAAUGUCGACCUGGCUGUCGAUGCCAAGUGCGCAAAGAGCUGGUAUGCUGCCAAAUAGACUCUGAACACAUCCUGUCAUCCUAAAAAUGUCCAGAUGCACGUUUGCCCGCCACACGGGUGAUGACAAGGGUGCGAUCAAGACCUCUCCCAUCAGAUUAAAAUUAAAAAUGGUGGACUUGAAUCAUCAUGGAGACUGCGUCUCCAGGACUGUCAAGUAUGAAGCGGUAAGCCCAACCACGACAGUAUCACACGUCCAUUUCUUGGUUGCAGCAGAACGGUGAAAGACCAAAGACUCGCUGGCAGCCUGGUGUUGUGAAUGUACACUAGUAGUUUAGUAGCACGUAGAAUUCUUGUAGUGUGGGUUCUCAGUAGGGUCAGAUCAGAGUUUGAGGUGGCUUGAUCAUAAGUAGCAGUGCCAAAGCAUGCUGUUUUGUUCAUAAGAUUACUUGUUCAGCGUGCUGGUGCGUUAUGUUCCAGUGAGGCCGACUAUCGUCGUUGUAGGCUUUUGAGGCUGGUGAUGCUGAUGCCGGGCUUAUGUUGGUCGAGGGAUAACACAGUUCAGCUUUUAGCACGAGCUAUGCAUUGUCUCCCUUUCUCUUGAGCUAAUUUAUUUUGUAUUCAGCACUUUUUGUGCUA
Messenger RNA from Panicum virgatum (switchgrass), 3912 nucleotides. Its product is annotated as DNA polymerase I A, chloroplastic-like. Gene Ontology annotation, molecular function: DNA-directed DNA polymerase activity; 3'-5' exonuclease activity; DNA binding. The transcript is spliced from 12 exons. Bases 260 to 3334 code for a protein of 1024 amino acids. The record is from RefSeq and is a predicted model, not a curated record. NCBI's taxonomy places the organism in Eukaryota, Viridiplantae, Streptophyta, Magnoliopsida, Poales, Poaceae. Gene Ontology annotation, biological process: double-strand break repair; DNA-templated DNA replication.